Messenger RNA from Lampris incognitus (smalleye Pacific opah), 1199 nucleotides. RefSeq names its product prominin-2-like. NCBI's taxonomy places the organism in Eukaryota, Metazoa, Chordata, Actinopteri, Lampriformes, Lampridae. Gene Ontology annotation, molecular function: cholesterol binding. The record is from RefSeq and is a predicted model, not a curated record. The transcript is spliced from 10 exons. Bases 81 to 1199 code for a protein of 372 amino acids. Gene Ontology annotation, cellular component: apical plasma membrane; prominosome; cilium.
CGUGUCUAGUCCAUAGAGGAGCUUUCAGACAAUUUCACCGAGAGGGCUGUCGGUGGGACCUCUUCUUGCCUGUGUCCAUAAUGAGACUGCCACUCACCAGCUUGCUCUGGGUCUCUGUGUUCGUCCUCGCUGUCUCGGAUGCUACGCAGCUCUGCCUCACCGACAGCAAUGACACCUUCAUCUACGUUGCCCGGCCUCCAGCUCAGCGGGUGGUGGGGCCGGACGCCGGGCUGGGGCCCCUGUACAACUUUGCCCGUGCCUUUCUUGAGGCAGUGCAGCCAAAUCCUUUCCCUGAAGCUAUAGUCUCCAAGGCCUUGAAGAAUGAGCAGCAAGACAUCACCGAGCUUGUGCGAUACGAAGCGGGGUAUCUGGUGUGCUUGAUCCUGGCCAUUCUGUACUUGACGCUCAUACCAGUGGCUGGCGGAGUCCUGGCCUGGCAGCAUUUCCACAGAAAACAGGCAGACAUGAACAGCCAGUCCACAUCAGCCUCCCAAUACUACAAGGACAUCGCUGUGUCAGGAUGCUUCAUUCUCACCUCCCUUCUACUCCUGAUAGGUGUGAUUCUGGCUUUCAAAACCAACGAUGAAACGCACGCCAACAUGCGCCCCAGUCUGCAUCAUAUCCACACCAAUAUCGGGAUCAUGGAGAAGACGCUCUAUUCCAUCCCAAAGGAAGUGAAAUCCAUCAUGGAACAGUAUGGCAUUCCCAAAUCAGAAAUUUCAAAGGGCAUACGAGAGGCCGAUGGCAGCAUCGGUGACAUAAUAGUCAGGUCUUUCAACAACGAUGUGCAGGGAGUGCUCGUGGUUUUGUCCUCUGCAUUAAAAGAUGCGACAGGUAGCAAUGAAAACCUGCAGAUCCUAGAGACAACUAGAUCAUACAUGCAGAGCAGACACAAGAUCCUACAGGUAGCGCUGAACCAGCUGCAGAGUGACCUGGAGAACUGCAAGGGCUGUGAUGCUCCUGACCCCACUCACCUGGAGACUGAUGCUGAUUAUAACCAAAUCCCAAGUGUACAGGAUAAGCUGGAUUCAAUGCCCCCACAAAGGGCUUUUGUGGGGCUGGUUGAGCAAGGUAACUUUACUUUCCAUGGCAUUCCUCAAUUUUGCUCUGACCAAAUGGCUCCAACUACAACAGGUGAAAUGAAUAAUCAUUAUGUCAUUAUCAAUUUCCCACAGUGCUCUAAUAUUUUAAAAGGCUAA